Messenger RNA from Spodoptera exigua (beet armyworm), 3250 nucleotides. NCBI's taxonomy places the organism in Eukaryota, Metazoa, Arthropoda, Insecta, Lepidoptera, Noctuidae. The record is from the annotation of a GenBank genome assembly.
GAAAUGCGCAUCGUUUUCAGUAUCCGUGGGAGUUUCAGAUGAUCUCGGCGGUCCCUACAGUACCGGUGUUUCAGUUGUCUUGCAGCCGCCCAAGAGAGCAGCGGCCGCCCGCCCAACCGCUCCGCUCGUACGCGCAUGAAACUUCGCGCUCAUAAACUAACAAUUCAAACUCACUUGUGAAUUCUAUUUAAUUUAACUUAAUCUGUGAUUACUUUUGGAUGCAGUUUUAAGGAUUUGUGAACUUUUACUGUAAACAUUUCGUCAACGAAAGGUAAUUAGUGUUCUUAAUUUCAAGCGAUGUGAAGUGAACUAUUUGUCUAAGUUAAUGAAUGUUUUUCUUGCUGUGAUUAAUUGUUUCGUGUUUUGUCGAAGUCUCUGCCGUGAUUAAUAUUGAUGAAGAUUUUUACGAUGUUGCCGUUGAUGAGAACAUAAAAAUGUGUAUCUACAUUCAAAUAUCACUUACGUAGGCGUGCAAAUAUUUCAAAAUAACAUGGUCGAUAGUCAUUAAAUAUGUCCACUUGAACGUCAACAAUGCAGAACUCUACGGGCAAAACCGACUACAGAAACGACCCGAAGUACCAGUGGUUUGCUAACAUGCGAAGAAAAUGCUAUCGUGAAAACACUACACAUAGUACCAUUCUCAGCGAAGAGAACCUAGAUAGUGAUCUAUGGUGCCCACGGACGUUCGACGGGUUUGCCUGCUGGGACGAGACCCCCGCUGCAACCACUGCGUACCAGCCGUGCCCCCAAUUCAUCAUCGGGUUCGACCCGAAGCGCUACGCUUACAAGACGUGCACAGAAAACGGUACGUGGUUCGUACAUCCUCACGCCAACAAAACUUGGACCAACUACACAACCUGCGUUGAUGUCGAUGACCUUGAUUUCCGAAACAUCGUGAACAAUAUCUAUGUGAUUGGAUACUCACUGUCUGUGGUUGCUCUGCUCAUCUCCGUCUUCAUAUUUUUAUAUUUUAGAGUACUUCAAUGCACACGAAUCCGUAUUCACGUGCAUCUCUUCAUCUCAUUCGCUCUAAACAAUAUCCUCUGGAUCAUCUGGUACCGAGCGGUCGUGAACAGGGUCAGCGUCGUACAGGAAAACACAGAAUGGUGUCAAGUCCUUCACGUGAUAACGAACUACUUUAUGGUGACCAGUUAUCUCUGGAUGUUCUGUGAGGGACUUCAUCUACACAUAGCUCUCGUUGUGGUGUUCGUGAAGGAUGAAGUGGCCAUGCGAUGGUUCGUCAUUCUCGGAUGGGGAGGUUCGCUGGCCAUCGUGCUAGUUUACGCAGUCGUCAGAUUCUUCACACCUGGAGCUACUGAAAGGUGCUGGAUGGACCAAAGCGACGCAUUCUGGAUUAUCAUCGUUCCCGUUGGACUUUCGUUAAUGGCUUCUUUUGUAUUUCUGGUGAACGUUGUGCGAGUGCUUGUGACGAAGCUGCACCCAGCACCGACUCAGCACGCAUCCGUGGCUGCCAGGAAGGCGGCAAGAGCUGCUCUCAUACUGGUACCACUCUUCGGGCUACACUUUGUAUUACUCCCGUUUCGGCCCUUGCCUGACUCGCCAUGGGAAAAGGCUUACCAAAUAUUUUCGGCGCUUCUCACUAGUUUACAGGGUCUGUGCGUGGCGAUACUGUUCUGCUUCACCAACCACGACGUCGUGGUCGCCACAAAGACAUAUCUAUCACGAUUUCGCACACAAAACGAGGGCAUUCCUAUGACUGGUAACACUUACCCAUUAGCUGGGUCGGUUUUUUUUACUAAUUUCAUUAGAUAUAAGAUAAAAUUAAUAAGUUACUCCAAGCGGUGCUCGAUCUCAGCGUCGCGCGUCGUUUGAAACAAUGGUAACGCAACAUCAAAAUUCACUUUGCUACUAAUUGCAUACUAGUAAUCACCAAUUCGACCCGGCAUUUGAGAAUAACUCGUCAUCUGAAGCUUGACUAACUAAUUAACGCUGAGCUCGUUCGUCCAGAUACUAUUCAUACUUAGCGGCUAACUGUGAGCUGAGAGAUUGUGAAAUUUGAUCUAAAAAAUGCUGAGAAGCAGGCAAUAAGCACGAGCACCUGUUGAUCUGUUAUCAAAACACCAUGAUGAAGUCAAUAAACGACUUUCAACUGUUUGUUCACGAACAGAUUACGCAUGUAAUAAAAUAAUCUGCUUAUCAAUGAUUGAGUAUUUCAGAUAGCGACUCAGCUGCUAAUUGUGAUCUUAUCUGGCAUUGCCAUUCAUUUAGAACUCGUCUAAACAUACUGUAUAUUUUCCAUAGAUCUAAGUAUACUUUUAUUUAACAAUAAUUCAGCAAAUUCGAAACAUUAUGUUAAGUAGAUAUUUAAUUUAUACUCAAGAUACUGAGAUACCUUCAAACAGACGUAAAGUCAACAGUACCGGCGUGCCUUUAAGAGCAUCGUUAAAGUACUUACUUCACAGAACCAAAAGUAAUUUAAUAAUUUACGUAUUUAUAUAAGACAAUCAUUUAAUAAGCAUGUCAAAGAAAAUGUGUCUCUAUUUAUAAGUAAAUAACGCAUAAUUUACAUGUUUCAGGUGUAACCGGGGCUGAAAGCUUAGUGAACACAAGAGACCAGGCUGUAUGACCUUACGAUUAUAAUUAUUUAGGUCGUACACACGUAUUUAACAUUAGGAUUAAGUGACAAUGAUAUGAUUAUAAUUAUAAUGAAGCAUAAUUGAAAUAAUUGAAAAAAAAAGUGAUCCACACGGAUCUAAACUGACAAAUUGUAAAACUCAAUAAAUGGACACUGAAAAUUGUUAAUACUUGCUCUUUUUUUAACCUUGGUUUUAAUAGAAAAAGUACUUAUUAUCUUUAUGCGAUUUCAGUUGCGGUAACGGACAAUUCAAUUAGGCUUGGUAGGGAAAACGACACAUUUUCCACAGGCUUCCUUAUCAUGAAAACACACUUUUUAAACGUACCCAUUGGGACGCUGGGAUAUCAAAAUACUCGUUAAUUAAAAUCUCAAAUUCUUUUACAAGUUCCUUAAAUAUUCAAAAUUAUGUAGCCUUUAUAGCAUAAUAAAGCUACGGCAAUAAACCUAAGAUUUAUAUUUUCCAAAACCACGGGAAUAUGGCUCUGCAUAAAUCACACGAGCUAAUGCCAAACCUCCUCCUCUUUGCAUCGCAAUCUUCAUUGCUUAGAGUCGUGGCCACCCAUUAUGGUGACUAUCAACAAAUGACUUCUCUCAUCCUAGGUGGAGACUAUACGGAGUAUCAGACUCUUGCUGACUAAAGAAACUGCGCUGGAC